ACACACUCCGCUCAACUGUGACGCUUCACCCUCCGCCGCUCCUAUUUAUACCCAGUCCCGUGCGCUCCCAUUGGUCGUCAGAGUGCUGGCCCCGCCCCCGGCCAUACCAGCUCGGAGGCGGGAGGGAAUCGCGCUUCAAAUGUGACACAGGAGACGAGCGCAGUCAGUGUACAGGACUGCCGUAUUUCACGAGCACUGCACGGCGCCGCCACACCGCAUAACGGCGGACGGUGGAGUGAAAGCGUACGGUUCUCCGGUCUAGUAUAGGCAGGCAGUUUAUUGACAAGAUGAUGAGGCAAUAAAGUUUAAUUGAAAGUAAAAAAAAAAAAAAAAGAAAAAAAAGUGUGCUUGUCCCUUUGUUGUGCUGAGCGCUCUCCUCUGCUGGGGGGGGCGUGGUCAUAGAGAGGAAGGGGACGGGACCAGAGGGGGUCCCCGGGCGCGGAGCAUUGUGGGAUAUGGGCUCCAGUCGGGAGGAGGAGGAGCCUUAGUACCGGGGGCGCCUGGUGUAUCUGUGGUUGUCCCUGUAUCCGCCUGUGGCCGCCGCUCCCCGGGAGGCUGAGCCCGUCCUAGUUGCGGGGGGAGGGGUUCUCCUCUCUCUCCUCCGCUCCCGCCCCCUUCCUCCGCUUCCCCCUCCCCUCCAUACUCCAAGAUGGCGGAGGCUGGUGCGGAGGAGGCUCCGGCGGCGCCAGCGGACUUGGCUCCCGCUCCUGUUCCCGGCGGCAGCUCCUCGGUCGGGUCAUGGCCGGAUUUCGCGGUGGUGUGUUCGUUUCUGGAGCGGUACGGGGCCGCGCUGGACCUGCCCGAGCUAACGUUUCCGGAGCUGGAAGAAGCGCUGGAGGAGACCGGAGCAGUGUCCCGGGCGCUGGUAGAGCUCCACUUAAAGCUCAUGAGAAAAAUUGGAAAGUCGGUCACAUUCGACAGAUGGGAGAAAUACCUGGUCAGGAUCUGUCAGGACUACAACAGCACAUGGGCCUGGGAGAUGGAGAAGAAGGGCUACCUGGAGAUGGGCGUGGAGUGUAAAGUGGGCAUACUGAAGCACCUAUGUGAGUGUCAGUUUGAUGACAAUCUGAAGUUUAAAAACGCAAUCAAUGAAGAGGACGCAGACGCCAUGCGGGUCCAGCCCAUAGGGCGAGAUAAAGAUGGCUUAAUGUACUGGUAUCAACUGGAUCAGGACCAUAACAUCCGAGUGUACAUCGAGGAGCAGGAUGACCAGGAUGGAUCCUCAUGGAAGUGCAUAGUCAGGACUAGAAAUGAGUUGGCUGAGAUCCUGGAACUUCUGAAAGCACAAAUAGACCCUGCAUUACUGAAGAAAUCUGAGCCAGAAGAAGAUUCAUCUCAAAAUCCCAAUCCAGAUGGCGAUGAUAUUAAGAAGGAAGAGAAUGGGGAGAAAACUACCGAGGAUGUUGAAAUGAAAGAGGAGAAGCUGGAUGUGGUCAAUAAGCAAGAGAGUGACUGCCCAACUGAGAACGGCAGUAAUUGCAAAAGCGAUGGCGAGCGACCCUGUGAAAUAAAAGUCGAGCCUCCCUCAGGCACAGAAGAUGAGAAACAAUCUUCCAAGGAUAAAGACUCCUUCAAGGAGAACAUAAAGCCUGAGAAAACUGAGCUAAAAGACUUAAAGGAACCCAAAGGGAGCUCAGAGAAAACCCCUUCACCCCAAGACCCAGAGCGUGCGGAGGUUUCUGUCAUCGUGAAGCGAACAGAAGAACAUGUAGAAAAACCUGUGGAGGACACGGGGAAAAUGAAGAAUGACCACCAGGCUAAGAUCCCAUUGAAGAAACGGGAACUCAAACUAACGGACGACUUUGACGGUCCAGUGAAAUCGGCGAUCUGCAAGUCAAAAACGCCAACGAAAGAGCUGCUUCAGAAGGAGGAGGGGAAGAUAGAAGACGACGGUACAAAAGCUGCUGAUGGGAAACAACUGGUCAACGGGGAAUUGAACAGUGAUAAAGUACACAAAGCAAAGGUAGACCACGCGGAGGACACUGCCACUGCUCCAAGAGAGUCCGUUAUUGAGUGCACGAAGGACGAAAAUGGUAUUACAAAUGAGAAGAGAAACUCAAGUGUUAUUAAAAGUUUACAAGAAGUUAAGGAGAAAGGAGAAACUAAGGUUAUAGAUGCAUUGGAGAAAAGUGCGACUGACCUCAGCAAUGACCGUAGUUCACCACCAGUGCAAGAAUCCUCCCAGAAAACAUCCGCCGCCGUAAAGAAGUCGGAAGUCGACUCAAGCAAAAGCGAUGCAGUAACAAAGGCUGAUAAGAAAGCGGAGAAGACCAUGAAAGAAAAGCCACCUCAAGACGAGGCAGAGAAAGACGCAAGUCAUUCAGAGACCACCAAGGAGCCUGAGGCCGUGGCGGAGAUCGUAUCGGCUGAGAGCAAGGAAGUGUCGCAGACCACAGAGCAAAGUGUUUCCAAUGAGAAAGCGGAAGAGCUCAGAGAUGAAGGCGCCAAAACGGAGUCGGAAUCCAAGGAGAAAGAUGGAAAAAAUAAAGCAACGAGAGCAAAAUUACCAGCAUCAAAAAAAUCUGUCACCAGGAAUUCUGCAGCCAAGAAGGAGAAAUCUGAUGUAGAUCCAGAGGAACCAGACAAUGGCGUAAAAGAGGAGCCAGAGCCGGCUGAGAAAGAGGAGACCGAGGGAAAGCACACGCCGGUCAUAAAGGAGAAGAAAACAUUUCCUUUAAGAAGCAAGCGUAAGACUGCUGUGAAGGAGAGCGAGUCUUCUGAGACGAAGGAUGAACGUGAUGAUCAGAAAGCGGAGGCCGCGGAAGGCGAUCAGGAGAAGACUUCAGUAAAACCAUCGUCCGUCUCCAGAAGUAAGAAUAAGCUAAAGGCCAUUACAGAAGAGGAGAACAGUGGCUCCGAGGGUAAGGAGAUGACUUCAGAACGGCAGAAGGAUGGCAUAAAACUCACCAUCCGGAUCUCCAACAAGAGGAGGAGGCCGGAGCUGCCUGUGGAGAAUGUGGUGGUGGAGGACGUGGAGGAGGAGAACAUUGGCAGGAGGCUGCGGAGGUCUCCUCGGAUCUCCCGACCGUCUGCGAAGGAGGUGGAGGUUAAACCCCGUAAACCUGAGAAGAAAGAAAGCGACGAUGAAGAAUCGCUGCCUCCUGCCAAACCGGAAAAGGAGGAGAAGAAAUCUGAAAAAGAGCCAAGUCAGCAAACAAAGAAGAAGUCCAAACCAAGGAGGAGGGCCCGCUGGACCAACACCCGAUCUCGACGCAAACGUAAAUCCUCCAGUGAAGAGGAAACGGAGGAGUCCGAUAGCGAGGAGGAUUCUGAAGAGGGUUCAGAAGAGGAGAAGGAGGAAGGUGCCCAAGCGGAAGACGAUCCGUGUAAGAAAUGUGGCCUUCCCAACCACCCCGAGUUGAUUCUGCUGUGUGACUCCUGUGAUAGCGGAUACCAUACAGCUUGUCUCCGGCCGCCUCUCAUGCUUAUUCCUGAUGGAGAAUGGUUUUGCCCGCCGUGCCAACAUAAAUUGCUUUGUGAGAAGCUUGAGGAGCAGUUACAGAAUCUAGAUGUUGUCCUAAAGAAGAAAGAGCGAGCCGAGAGGAGGAAAGAGAGAUUGGUUUACGUCGGAAUCAGUAUUGAGAACAUCAUCCCUAGUCAGGAACAGGAGGAGGAGACGGUGGUACCAGAGAAGGAGGAAAAGAAGAAGAAAAAGGCCAAACCCUUGGAGAGGAGAUCGACGAGAACCCGGAAGUUUAUCAGUUACAGGUUUGAUGAAUUUGAUGAAGCGAUAGAUGAAGCGAUUGAGGAUGACAUCAGGGAUGCAGAUGGAGGAGGUGGUGGCGGUGGUGGCGGCAGAGGAAAGGACAUGUCUAACAUCACUGGCCACCGAGGCAAAGACAUAUCCACCAUCUUGGAAGGAGAAAGGGAAGAAGGAAAACGUCCUCAAAGGGCCGUCACACGGCGCAAGAAGCGGCGGCGAUUAAAUGACCUAGACAGUGAUAGCAACAUGGACGAAGAGGAGAGCGAGGACGAGUUCCGGAUCAGUGAGGGAUCUCAAGAGGAAUUUGUUGUGUCUGAAAACGUAGAAGAAAGCGAAGAUCUGCCGUCUAAUGACAGUGAUUUUGGUGCUCGCCGACCGCGCCGGCACUACAGCCGACCAGUGAGGCAAAGUAGGCGGAUAAAGAGGCGUAGUGUCCGGAGGAGGUACUCGGAUGAUGACGAAGAUGACGAUGAUGAAUCUGAUGAUGAAAGUCAAGCAACUGAGACGGAUAACAGUAGUGACUACAGUGAUGACUACCUGGACACCCGGAGGAGGAGAUCGCGGCGGAAUCAGAAGCGGCAAGUCAACUACAAGGAGGACGAUUCAGACAGUGAUGGUUCACGGAAGCGGGGUGCUCGACAUGGACGGGGGAAAGAAAUGAGACGAGUCCUCAAGAGAAGAUUCUCCACUUCUGAGAGCAAUGAGAGUGAUGCUUCCCGAUCCUCGGAGGAAAAGCCUCGAAACGUGCGGAAGAACCUUUUAAGGAAACGUAUUAGAAGCUCCGACGAAGAACCUUCUGAUGAAGAGGAGGAAGAGAAACCAGUCAGAAAGCGGUUAAACCGCAUCGAGACGGAUGACGAGGAUGAAGAGGAAGGAGACUCCAAGGUGUGCAGCAGCGACAAGCCUCCUCCGUCAGAGGAGAAGCCGCCCGUGCCCAGUCCUGCCCCCACCGCCGCCACCGCACCCCCGGAAGGCACCAAGAAGCCUUCUUACCGGAUAGAGAGUGACGAUGAGGAUGACUUUGAAACCGUUACAAAAGACGGGAGCCCGUUGGACUACAGCUUGGUGGAUUUACCUUCCGCUAAUGGACAAAGCCCGGAAAAAUCUAUCGAGACUUUAAUCGGGAAACCGAGCGAAAAAAGCGAAACCACAAAGGACAUUUCAGCCCCCGUCAGCCAGGCUUCCAACGGGACGGGGGGCAGUCAGGAGGCGGCGGGGGCCGAGGAGGAUGAGGACGAACUCUUGAGAGUAACUGACCUUGUGGAUUAUGUCUGUAACAGUGAACAGUUAUAAGAUUUCCACCUCUUCCAUUUUUUCGUGCUAAUUUAUUCCACCAUAGCUCAUCCCAGCCGGGCCAAGUGACGAAUAAUUUGCGGUUUUAUUCCAACCCUCUUCACUACAAAUUUUACCUUUUUUUUUUUUUUUUUCUAGAAGCGAUAAACUUUGACCAGUUCUGCAGUCUUUCUGUGAAGUGACCAGUUUAUGAAUUUUCCAAAAAAAAAAAAAAAAAGAAAAUUUUUCUGUACAUUAUUUCUUUUCAUUUUUAUUUUUAUUUUUUAAAUUUUCUCUCAUUACAUUUGUUGUGGUCAUGGGUAAUUUCACUGACUGAAACCAUUGGAAACGACAAG
Molecule: messenger RNA, 5331 nt
Organism: Hyla sarda
Lineage: Eukaryota; Metazoa; Chordata; Amphibia; Anura; Hylidae
Gene: RSF1
Product: remodeling and spacing factor 1
Exons: 16
Coding region: 650-4996 (1448 amino acids)
Biological process (GO): regulation of DNA-templated transcription
Cellular component (GO): RSF complex
Source: RefSeq, a predicted model, not a curated record